This is a messenger RNA of Ceratotherium simum simum (southern white rhinoceros), 1437 nucleotides long. It is a transcript of the gene HRH4, whose product is annotated as histamine receptor H4. Gene Ontology annotation, cellular component: synapse; plasma membrane; dendrite. NCBI's taxonomy places the organism in Eukaryota, Metazoa, Chordata, Mammalia, Perissodactyla, Rhinocerotidae. Gene Ontology annotation, biological process: inflammatory response; adenylate cyclase-inhibiting G protein-coupled acetylcholine receptor signaling pathway; G protein-coupled receptor signaling pathway, coupled to cyclic nucleotide second messenger. The record is from RefSeq and is a predicted model, not a curated record. Gene Ontology annotation, molecular function: G protein-coupled acetylcholine receptor activity; G protein-coupled serotonin receptor activity; histamine receptor activity.
UAUAUUUUAGGUAUCCAAUUGGAAAACAUACUUGUCAGAAUUUUCUUGCUGGAUUAAUUUGCUAUAUUGAGCUUCUUCAUCAUUUGAUGUGAUGUCAGCUACUAAUAGCACAAUUAUUUUGCCACUAAGCACUCGCAUCACUUUGGCAUUUUUUAUGAGCUUACUAGCUUUUGCUAUAAUGCUAGGAAAUGCUGUGGUCAUUUUAGCUUUCGUGGUGGACAAAAACCUUAGACACCGAAGUAAUUAUUUUUUUCUUAACUUGGCCAUUUCUGACUUCUUUGUUGGUGUGAUCUCCAUUCCUUUGUACAUCCCUCACACGAUGUUUGACUGGAACUUUGGGAAUAAAAUCUGUGCAUUAUGGCUCAUUAUUGACUAUGUUUUGUGCACAGCAUCUGUGUAUAACAUUGUGCUCAUCAGCUAUGAUCGAUACCAGUCAGUCUCAAAUGCUAUAUCUUACAGAGCUCAACACACUGGGAUCUUGAAGAUCGUGGCUCUGAUGGUGGCUGUCUGGGUGUUGGCCUUUUUAGUGCAUGGGCCAAUAAUUCUAGUUUCAGAGUCUUGGAAGAAUGAGAAGAAAGAUUGUGAACCUGGAUUCUUUUCAGAAUGGUAUAUCCUUGCCAUCACGUCAUUCUUGGAAUUCCUCCUUCCCGUCUUCUCAGUGGCUUAUUUCAAUAUAUAUAUUUACUGGAGACUAUGGAAGCGUAGUAAUCUAAGCAGGUGGCAAAGUGGUGCUGGACUCACUGCUUCUGUCUCUUCCAGUAACUGGGGACGCUCAUUCAGUUCUAGACUGUUUUCAAGAACUUCUCUUCCUGAACCGAAGGAAGGGGAGGAAGCAGCGGCGUCCUUUCGUUCCAAGAGACAGAGCAGUCUCCUGUUUUCUUUAAGAACUCAGAAGAAUAGGAGCAUAACUGCUUCCAAAACGGGUUCCCUCUCCCAAUCAGAUUCCCUAGUUCUUCACCGAAGGGAACAUCUUGAACUGCUCAGAGCCAGGAAAUUAGCCAAGUCACUGGCCAUUCUCUUAGGUGUUUUUGUCAUUUGCUGGGCUCCCUAUUCUCUGUUCACAAUUGUUCGUUCAAUUUACCCCCCAGAUCAGCGUCCUGAAACAAUUGUGUAUGAAAUCACAUUUUGGCUUCAGUGGUUCAAUUCCGUUGUCAAUCCUAUUUUGUAUCCAUUGUGUCACAAGAGUUUUCAGAAGGCUUUCUGGAAAAUACUUUGUAGGAAAAAGCAACCCAUAUCAUCACACAAUCAGUCAAUGUCCUCUUAAAGAUAAUUUUAUUGCUUACAUAAAUUUUAGUCUUAAUCUCACCGAAAUGAAUUUGAUCUGGCAUUCAUCUUGCCCUUUCCAUUCUACCAGAAAAGUUCAUAAAAUCAUAAGACUUGAAAACUUAAAAAAACACGGAACCUGGAAGUCAGUGGAAAAUUAUUCCAGUGAAUAAU